Messenger RNA from Gymnodraco acuticeps, 735 nucleotides. RefSeq lists its product as uncharacterized. NCBI's taxonomy places the organism in Eukaryota, Metazoa, Chordata, Actinopteri, Perciformes, Bathydraconidae. The record is from RefSeq and is a predicted model, not a curated record. Bases 58 to 570 code for a protein of 170 amino acids. The transcript is spliced from 5 exons.
UCAGGUCUCAGUCGAUCAGCCAUCAGUUCUCCCUCUCUUUGUCUCUCUCUAUUGAUCAUGUCCAGUGUGAGUCUGCUGUCUGUUUAUCUGAGCGGAGCCUCACUCAUCCUGCUGACUGCUGUGUCUGAGGCGCAGUAUUACGACUUAACCGCGGCUCCAGACUACGAGGACUACAACGGCACGUUCGAGUACAGCUUCUACAGUAACACCAGCAUCGAGGACCUGGACAAGUUCAGUGAGCGGUUCAUCGAAAUGGAGGGCGAGGAAGGGGAGGACACGGGGGGACAGCAGCAGGAACAGGAUGUGACUGUAACCAUGGCAACUACCCGAGUCACCACGGAGCAGGGUUGGCAGGAACAGGAUGUGACUGUAACCACGGCAACUACCAGAGUAACCACGGAGCAGGGUUGGCAGGAACAGGAUGUGACUGUAACCACGGCAACUACCCGAGUAACCACUGAGCAGGGUUGGGUCAAAGGUCGUAACACCGCAUCACUUCCUGUUUCUCUGGAAAUCUGGAAGCUCGUCUGGACUCUGAUGAUUCUGAUCAGCCUGCAACACACACUCUGAUGUCAGUGGUCCUGGAGGGGGUCACUGUCCCCCGAUUACCUUUGACCUCUGCAGAGGACCCAUGCUCCCUUCAGCCAAUCACAGUUCACAGACUCUUUGUAUUCUUAGAAAACUUUUUCACUUUCAUAAUAAAUAAAAAAAUAAACGUGGAUUUGCGUAAAAAAA